Fusarium musae is the source of this 771-nucleotide messenger RNA. RefSeq lists its product as uncharacterized. Bases 1 to 771 code for a protein of 256 amino acids. Gene Ontology annotation, biological process: sulfite transmembrane transport; transmembrane transport. The record is from RefSeq and is a predicted model, not a curated record. The transcript is spliced from 2 exons. Lineage: Eukaryota; Fungi; Ascomycota; Sordariomycetes; Hypocreales; Nectriaceae. Gene Ontology annotation, molecular function: sulfite transmembrane transporter activity. Gene Ontology annotation, cellular component: plasma membrane.
AUGCGAACAGAGGGUAUCACACUAGACCAAGCAAACCCUUCGUGGCUCUUCCCCGUCAUUGCCGAUAUCGUUGCCUCCACAUCUGGAGCCAUCGUAGCCAAUGUUCUUCCCAACGACCAACACGCCAUAUGGACCGUCAUUACAAGCUAUAUCCUCUGGGGAACUAGUGUACCAAUGGCGAUCGUCAUUCUCGCCAUGUACUACCAUCGUCUUAUGAUUCACGACAUCCUCCCUGGCCAAGUUGCUGUCGCAUCGUUCAUCGCCAUUGGCCCUCUUGGUAUGGGCGCAGCAGCAAUCCAACUCCUCGGCCAAGUCUCUCUCAAACUCUUUGCAAGAAACGACUUCAUCCCCAAGGCUCCCAUCGCGGGUCAAUUCUUCUACCUGACUGGCAUUCUCACUGCUCUCAUCUUAUGGGGGUUCGCUGUUGUGUGGCUCUUCUUUGCUCUCGCCACAAUCAUCAGACGUCGAAUCACCUUUAACCUCACUUGGUGGGCUUUUACUUUCCCUCUUGGGGUGUUUACAGUUGCGACCACGACGCUUGCUCAGGAGCUUCCGUCGAAGUUCUUCAAAGUGCUGGGAACAAUAUUCUCUGUUGCCGAGUUCUUGUUGUGGGUUAUGGUGGCGUGUGGGACUAUCAAGGCGAGUCUGAACGGCCAGCUGUUCCAACCUCCACCGCUAGAAGCGUGGGAGAAGAAAGCGAAAGAAGUUGAAGAGACCGAAAAGACCGAAAAGACCGAAAAGACCGAAAAGACCAAGGAUUCACCAGUCUAG